Molecule: messenger RNA, 563 nt
Organism: Thecamonas trahens ATCC 50062
Lineage: Eukaryota; Apusomonadida; Apusomonadidae
Exons: 2
Coding region: 25-201 (58 amino acids)
Molecular function (GO): metal ion binding
Source: RefSeq, a predicted model, not a curated record
ACUACCUGCACCUUUAACGUUGCUAUGUCGUGUGGCGGCUGCUCCGGGGCUGUGACCAAGGCCCUCAACCGUGUCGAUGGUGUGGACAAGGUUGAGAUCGACAUGGAGGGCCAGAAGGUGACCGUGACCGGGUCGGUGGCCAAGGAGGUCAUGUUUGAGACCAUCCAGAAGACGGGCAAGGCCGUGUCGUACGCCGAGUAGCGUCCGAGUUGCGUCCGAGUAAAACGACCGCGUGUCGCCACGCAAGCAAACUUGCCCAUCACUCAGGGAUAGGCUGCAAAGACCUCGGCGACGUCGAGCUGUAGCAAAUCACACUCGAUGGCCGUGUCGGGAGCAAGGCCCGGGAGGAGCGGGCGGAGGAUGUCGCCGAGCGAGGGGACCGUCCGUCCAAGGUCCGAGUGCACAAACUCCUUGAUGUAGGUGCCAGCUUGCGUCUCGAGCGAGAGCACAAAGUAGUGAUCGUUGAUGUACGACGCCGAGAGCGCGUGGAUCGUGCGGCUUCGCGCCAAGUUGGGCCGGCGGUGGAGGACCCGGACCGGCGUCGGCUGAGUGAUGGUGAGCGG